AGAAAACGCAUGUCCUUUCCUCUAUCCAACUCCGUAUCAGAAAUGGAACCAACUAAGGCCCUCAGCAACGAUAGUGACAGGAACUGCACCAUAGAAAACUUCAAGAAGGAAUUUUACCCCGUCAUAUACCUGAUAAUAUUUGUCUGGGGCCUUGGAAAUGGCUUUUCCAUAUAUGUCUUCCUGCAGACUUACAAGAAGUCCACAUCUGUGAAUGUUUUCAUGCUCAACCUGGCCAUUUCAGAUUUCCUGUUCAUAAGUACCCUGCCCUUUAGGGCUGACUAUUAUAUCAGAGGGUCCAAUUGGAUAUUUGGGGAUGUGGCCUGCAGAGUUAUGUCUUAUUCCUUAUAUGUCAACAUGUACACUAGCAUUUAUUUCCUAACUGUGCUGAGUGUUGUGCGUUUCCUGGCCACUGUCCAUCCCUUCCAACUGCUCCAUGUCACCAGCGUCAAGAGUGCCUGGGUCCUCUGUGGGAUCAUAUGGGUUUUUAUCAUGGCUUCCUCAGUGAUGCUUCUGAACAAUGGCUAUGAGAAGAAGAAGAACAACGUUACAUCCUGCCUGGAGCUGAAUCCCCAAAAGUUUAAUAAGCUACUGAUCAUGAACCACAUUGCCUUAGUGGCUGGCUUCCUGCUUCCGUUUGUCAUACUCACCAUCUGCUACCUACUGAUCAUCCGGGUCUUGUUAAAGGUGGAGAUUCCAGAAUCGGGUCUUCGGGCUUCUCACAGGAAGGCGUUGAUCACCAUCAUCAUUGCCAUGAUCAUCUUCCUCCUCUGUUUCCUGCCUUACCAUGCACUGCGGACCCUCCACUUGGUCACAUGGAAUGCAGAUUCAUGUGGAGACAAGUUACACAAGGCCAUGGUCAUCACACUGGCCUUGGCUGCCACCAAUAGCUGCUUCAAUCCCUUUCUUUACUACUUUGCUGGGGAGAAUUUCAAAGACCGAUUAAGGGAUGUAUUCAGCAAAGAUCAUCUACAGAAAGCAAAGGCAAAGUGUAGCCUUCCCUUGUGUGCGUAGCUGAAGAACAGAAUUAGAGUUCAGGGAGCAGUUAUGCAUGUGUGCGCAUGAUUCUUGGUGUCCACCUUCAUUCAUUCAUUGUCUCCAAAUUACUUUGUAUUUGCACCAUAACCAACAAGUCUUGGUUCCCAACAUUCAACUGACCACAACUUUUGCUAAUAAAGCCUAUUUCAGAAAUUUCAUUAGAUGUAUGUUUAGUAGUUGGGGCUAAAUGAGAAAUGUAGGAAAACUGCUUCUAUUGGAAUCUUGCAAGCUGAAAUAUGACAUUGGGAAAAAUUGUCAAGCACAGUAAGCCAUGCUUUACAUCAGAUCCUACACUAGGUCUCUGGCCCUAACUUUAAGAUAUCCUCAAGCACCCUAGCUUCUCAGAUCCUUUCCCUUUUAAAGCUCCUGAGACACAGCCAAACCUACGGGAAGCCUCCAUGCAGCCUGGAGAGCAUCCUAAGAACUCAGGAGCAGACUUUUUUGGAGAGGAAGACUGCCCUGUAACAAAGCAAGUCCAGGCAAGAUUGGUGAGAGAACAAGGAGGAGAAGGAUUAAGGCAAAAUAGAGUGAAUGAUACGUAGAGGUAAAGAGUAAUUUCAUUUUUGCCCCAAGAAAUGGGUUCUAACAACCAAGUUGAAGAAUGUGUCUUUUGUGUCUUUCUUGCCAGGGAUUAGGAAGACCAAAGAGUGGGGGUGGCCUGGGAUGACUUUCCUAGGGGACACAGAAAUUGUGUGUGGAAUAGGGAAGAGGUGGAGUCAUGGACUUGCAUCUCAAUUUUACUUGAGACUUGGGUUGGGAUUGAUGUCACAGUAGUCAUUGAUGUCACGGUAGUCAUUGCUCCCUUCUAUUAACCCACUAGGAUGACAAUUAAAAUAAAGGAGGUGGUGAUAUGGUUUGAGUUGAGCCUUUGGGAAAAGGGUUGGACAGAACAUGAAGAGUGGUAUAUAAAAAGUCCUUGAUAUUAGAAAAAGACCCUUUCUAUUCACAGAAACUGCUCCAGAUACCACCAGUUAUUCACAUGACCAUUGUGUUAACCCUGACCGUCAAGUGCCAUCCUCAUGCUGAGAAGCCUGAGCAGGUGCGAUACAACUAUGUAACCCUCACAAGAAAGCACAGGGUUUUUACAGGUGAAGAAAUGAAAGCUCAGAGAAAUUAAGAAAUGCCCAAGUCUACACAGCUAAUCAGAACUUUAAAGGAAAAUAUUGACUGGAUGCUCCCCUUCUCCCCGACCCUUGUGAACCUCCAGAAAUGCUGCUGUAAGGUCUGGAUGAAAACUCCCACUAUUAUCAGGCACAUAUGCCUUCUUAUUCUUAUAAUAAAACCAAGGUUUGGGGCUGGAGAGAUGGUUUGGGGUUAAGAGCACUUAUGGUUCUUGCAGAGGACCCCAGGUUUGGUUCCUAGCACCCACAUGGAGACUCACAGCCAUCUGUAAUUGCGGUUCCACAGGAUUUAAUGCCCUCUUGUGGCCUCUGUGGGCAUGCACAUGGUACACAGACAGGUGCAGACAAAACAUUCAUGCACGUAAAAAUUCUUAAAAACAACAACAAAACCAAAAAACAAAGCCAAGAUUAUCUCCUUGCAGUUGUUGACCCUGGCACAGUUGAGGAUGGGAAGAAGGUUGUGUUCUGAAGUUGGAGGGCACUACAGGUAGUGUUACUAUAAAACAAAGACUGUGACCUUCCUUUAGUCAGCUACCAGAAUGAUGACAGACAGAUGUCAGAGGAAGGCCUUGGAACGUUUGUCUACAGGACAACUCCCCUAUCUCAGAGAAAAGGCUGACAGAUACUUGGGAAUCUUCCAACAUCAAAUCUGGGCAUCUGCUCUAUCAUUUACCUGUCAGUGAAGCCUACAAUCUAACACAUCCCCUGUGCUUCCAGAAAGCAUCUAGCAACUUGGUCCUGUCCCACUCUUGACUGUGAACUGUGGCCACACACUUCCGAUGGGAAACCCCUUAGACUCAAGGAACCGGCAAGGAAGGGCACAGAGGGAGACAUCUUCGGUAGGGAAGGGCUCUUACACUUGUAUCAGAAAGCGCUGGUGUGCUGCUCCUAAACGAGAGGAGAUAAGCAACUAAGAAAACAGGAAUGGCCAAAGGGGAAGACAACUCCCAGGAGGGUUAGAAAAAAACUCAUACAGGUAAGGCAGGAAUGCCAGGGGACUCCAGGAGGGAUAGCGCCAAGAACAAGAAACCGCUGGAGGAGCACACAUGGAGAGGGAGAGCUUGGGAUGAACUAGUGGCAAACACAGAUAAACAGCACAGUGUCGUCAUUGUUACACUAGAGAAGAAGAGUGUUAGCUAAGAUCACAAGUAAUAACUUGAGCACACUAUGCAGAAUGUUUACACAGAGAAUGACACAAACAUAUAAACACUAUGACAGAAUCUUUCUCAGGAAACGAGUGGGGUAGAUGUGCAUGUAGGGGAAAAGUGCCUGAAGCUUGGCUUUCCAUCUUCCAUUGGAGAGAAUUCACCAAAGUUGGGGAGCAAAGAUCAGCCACACAGCAUGCUGUCUAGCGCUAGGGAGUAAAUUCCAAGAGAAGCAGCAAAACGAACCGGAGGAAGUGGUCUCCGGAGAGAAGUUGAGGGUGGGAUGUUUGUUUUCAGGAAUUGUCAAACUGAAUAAUUUGUGAAU
Molecule: messenger RNA, 3626 nt
Organism: Peromyscus eremicus (cactus mouse)
Lineage: Eukaryota; Metazoa; Chordata; Mammalia; Rodentia; Cricetidae
Gene: Cysltr2
Product: cysteinyl leukotriene receptor 2
Biological process (GO): G protein-coupled receptor signaling pathway
Cellular component (GO): plasma membrane
Molecular function (GO): leukotriene receptor activity
Source: RefSeq, a predicted model, not a curated record